UCCAGUGAGGAAAAAUAGGAGCAGUGUGUGCCUUCCAUAGCCAAGGGUUGCCAAGGGUUUCGUGGUCUCUUCUGGCUCGCUGAUCAAUUCACACCACCGGGAAACACAAACAGCGAAGAACCCUAAACGCACAAUUUCACAUCACAUCGUCAGCCCAAACGCAGCGUUUCGCUCUAAAUGCUUUGCAACAGAGUGCUAGCUACUUGCUGAGACUCACUGCGGUGCGAUGGCUCUCCCACUCGGCAAGCUCACCAUUCUCAUCGGUGCAGGUGUUGUUGGUUCAGUAAUUGCUAAGGAAGGCAGUCUGCCUGACUUUUCUGGUCUCGUCUCCGGUGCUUUCAAGGUUGUUUUGAAUCAAUUCAAAAGCAGUGAUCCUGCUCCAGCUGUUAAAAAGCUGCCAUAUAAUGAUGCUUUGAUGGCUCAGGUAAACAGUCUUCGUCAGGAACUACAGCUUCUUGCUAGAGAUAGAUCAAUCACCAUUGUAAAUGCAAGUGGGACAGGUGGAAAAAAAUAUGUAACAGUGGUUGUUAUUGUUGUGGUUGGAUAUGGAUACGUAUGGUGGAAGGGAUGGAAGCUUCCUGAUUUGAUGUUUGCAACUAAACGUAGUCUGUCUGACGCUUGCACAUCUAUUGGUAAUCAGAUGGGGAAGCUGUAUGGAACAAUUGAUGACGUAAAGAAGAAAUUAUCUUCAAGAAUGAACCGUUUGGAUGAAAAUUUAGACGAAUGUGCUGCCCUUACUGAAAGUACCAGGGAGGAGAUAUCCGUAACUCAACAGAAGGCAGACACGAUAAGUGGAAAUUUCAAGUCUGUUCAUGUUGCAGUCCGUGUUCUGGAAUCUAGAAUUAAAGAAAUAGAAGAGAAGCAGGUGGCCACAACCGAAGGAGUGACCAUGUUGUGUCAAUUUACCAAGACUUUGGAAAAUAGCAGACCCACAGAGUAUAUCCAGCCAUCAUCAUCCAGUUCUUCCAGGCCAGCCAUUGAACUGCCACCCGUUUCACCCUCUUCCAGGGGUUCACAGUCGGGUUCGUCUAGGCUGUCUCUUGAGCUACCAUCUGUUACGCCAUCAGCUAAGGCUGGAUCACCAUCAACAGUAUCGACUGAUCAACCAUCUCCAUCAAAUUCCGGUGGAUCUGUCCAGGAGAGUAGAACCAAUGGAUCUAGUUCUGGCUUGUUUGGGCUGAGUAGGUUAUCUGGCGUCUAUGCUCCAUUUCUGAGCAGAACCCGCAGUGCCACAGAUUCAGUAGUCCAACAAACUCGUUCGACUAGUUAACAGUAAUAGCAUGUCCCUUUUUCCUUUUUUUAUUCUGCAGUAAACAACCAUAGAUUAUUGGACCUAUGGUGGGGGUGAAAAUCCUCACCAGUUGGUGACUGUUCAAAAGAAGUAUGCACCAUCAAUUAUAGUAUGCCCAGGCCAGAUUAUAAACGACUGGGCAUUGAAUUUUGCAGAGAUGUUUCUCUCGAGUUUCAUUAGGAUUAAACUAAAUAAGAAUCUGUCCAAUAUUGAACUGGGAAAGCUGGUCAAGGAAAGAGUGACCAUUGAGUUGUCGCGAACUCUUUUGUUCAGCCUAUUAUAUGUGAAUUUUAUACAAAUCUUGUUAACAAAUUUUCGCAUAGCCCUAAUUAUACAAAACGGCUUAGAAACCGUUGUAAGUGCAUUUUUGUUGUUUGGAUCAUUCUGUUAUAUGGAUAUAUUAGCAGGUCUGCUGCAUUUUGAUAA
This is a messenger RNA of Vigna unguiculata (cowpea), 1717 nucleotides long. Its product is annotated as bZIP transcription factor, putative (DUF1664). The record is from RefSeq and is a predicted model, not a curated record. Lineage: Eukaryota; Viridiplantae; Streptophyta; Magnoliopsida; Fabales; Fabaceae.